Daucus carota subsp. sativus is the source of this 3007-nucleotide messenger RNA. RefSeq names its product ATP-dependent DNA helicase DDM1. Lineage: Eukaryota; Viridiplantae; Streptophyta; Magnoliopsida; Apiales; Apiaceae. The transcript is spliced from 17 exons. Gene Ontology annotation, cellular component: nucleus. The record is from RefSeq and is a predicted model, not a curated record. Bases 436 to 2706 code for a protein of 756 amino acids. Gene Ontology annotation, molecular function: ATP binding; DNA binding; ATP-dependent chromatin remodeler activity.
UCCACUUCUGUCUUAUGGGUUUCGAUGUUUCAACACAUCUCCACCCAACAUAUUCCUCGCCCAGCAUCUUCUUCCUUUCUUCACCCGCUUAAACCACAGACGUCAUCUUCUUUUGUUCAUCAUCGAUCAAGCUCUGUAUACAGCAUGGGCCGCAAGAGUAAUGACAGUGCCUGUAUGCCCGCACCAUUGGCCCACUAAGCCUUCCAUUCGACACUCGCCAGAUGGACAAAGCAGCGGCUGAAUCGUAAAUAAACACAUAAACCAAGGGCCCUUGGAAUCAACAAAUUCCCGCCCAAACCAAACAUAGUGGGUUACAAAUACGUUUCAUAUUCUCAGGCCCCCUUUUCACUCCGCCCUCUAUCUCCGCCUCUCUGUCUCUAUCUCUCUCUAAUUCCAUCUAAUUCAAGGCGUUUCGAUUACGAAUAGGUUUCGAAAAUGGGGGAUAAGGAGACACCAGUGAAGGAGGAACCGGUUGUUGAUUCUCCUACUUCUGUGCUUGAAGAAGAGGAUACGUGUAAGGACAAGGUUGGGGUAAAACUGGAGGAAGAAGAGUUUCUUGAUGCGAAAAAUGGCGAUGUUUCUCUAAUUUCGAGUGAGAUGGCUGCGGUGGAAAAAAAGCUUAAGGAAGAGAAUGCAGCUGAAGAAGAGGAGGUGAAGGAUGUACCGGAACUCAAUGACUCCCAGUUUUCUAAACUGGAUGAGCUUUUGACACAGACCCACCUGUACACAAAAUUUUUGCUGGAGAAAAUGGAUGACAUCACUGUGAAUGGAGUGGAAGAAGAUAGCAAAGACUCUAAGCCAAACAAGAAAGGCCGGGGUUCUAAAAGAAAGGCAGCUUCAAACUACAACACUAGGAAGGCUAAGAGAGCUGUGGCAGCUAUGCUCACUAGAUCAGAAGAAACCACUGCUUCUGAAGACCCGAGCCUCACUAAGGAAGAAAUUAUUGAAAAGGAGCAGGCUGAACUUGUUCCCUUGUUGACUGGUGGUCAAUUGAAGCCAUAUCAGAUAAAAGGCGUUAAAUGGAUGAUAUCGUUAUGGCAAAAUGGACUCAAUGGGAUCCUGGCAGAUCAAAUGGGGCUUGGAAAGACAAUUCAAACUAUUGGUUUUCUUGCUCAUCUAAAGGGGAAGGGGAUGGAUGGACCGUACCUAGUCAUUGCUCCUCUGUCAACCCUUUCAAAUUGGGUGAAUGAGAUAUCCAGGUUCACACCGUCAAUUAAUGCAAUCAUCUACCAUGGGGAUGCAAAAGCAAGGGAACAAAUUAGGAAGGAGAGUAUGCCCCGGUCAAUCGGCCCCAAAUUUCCCAUUGUAGUUACUUCUUAUGAAGUUGCAAUGAAUGAUGCAAAAAAGUAUCUGAGACAUUAUAGUUGGAAAUAUAUUGUGGUCGACGAGGGACACAGGCUGAAAAAUUCUAAAUGCAAACUACUCAAAGAAUUGAAACAUUUGCCUGUUGAAAAUAAGUUACUGUUAACUGGGACACCUCUGCAGAACAACUUGGCUGAGCUUUGGUCAUUGUUAAACUUUAUUCUUCCUGAUAUAUUCUCAUCUCAUGAAGAAUUCGAAUCAUGGUUUGAUCUGUCUGGGAAAUGCAACAAUAAAGCUGGGAAGGAAGAACUGGAGGAGACACGACAGUCACAAGUGGUGAGCAAACUCCAUGCUAUAUUGCGUCCUUUCCUCCUUCGAAGAAUGAAAGAAGAUGUCGAACAAAUGCUUCCUCGAAAGAAGGAGAUUAUUCUGUAUGCCACUAUGACAGAGUAUCAAAAGAACUUCCAGGAGCAUUUAGUUAACAGGACACUGGAAAAUCACCUGCUAGAGACAGUUGACACUGGACGUGGCUUUAAAGGGAGGCUUCAAAACUUGAUGGUUCAACUUCGUAAAAAUUGUGCCCACCCUGACCUCUUAGAGUCGGCUUAUGAUGGUUCCUACUUCUACCCACCUGUAGAGCAGAUAGUUGGACAGUGCGGCAAAUUUCAGUUGCUAGACAAAUUGCUGAGAAAGCUAUUAGCUCGCAAACACAAAGUUCUAAUAUUUUCCCAGUGGACUAAGAUUUUGGAUAUAAUGCAUUACUAUCUAGAAGAAAGCGGUUUUGAAGUUUGUAGAAUUGAUGGCAGUGUAAAGUUGGAAGAAAGAAGAAAACAGAUCCAGGAAUUCAAUGAUUUAAACAGUAAAUAUAGAAUAUUUAUUCUAAGCACUAGAGCUGGUGGGCUGGGGAUCAAUCUUACUUCAGCUGACACUUGUAUUUUGUAUGACAGUGACUGGAACCCCCAAAUGGAUCUACAGGCAAUGGACCGCUGUCAUAGAAUUGGCCAGACAAAGCCUGUUCAUGUUUACAGGCUUGCAACUGCUCAGUCCGUUGAGGGUAGGAUUUUAAAAAGAGCUUUUAAUAAGUUAAAGCUUGAGCAUGUGGUGAUUGCUAAGGGGCAGUUUAUGCAAGAAAAAACCAAAGCUGAUACUGCAGAUAUUAAUGAGGAAGAUCUACUAGCCCUUCUUCGCGAUGAAGAAAAUGAAGAAGAUAAGAUGAUUCAGACAGACAUAAAUGAUGAAGAUCUAGAAAAGCUAUUGGACCGCAGCGAUCUUAUGGCUGGUGAUACUAAAAUGGCAGAUGGAAAGCCUCAAUAUACUGCGAGUGUGCUACCUUUGAAAGGACCUGGUUGGGAAGUGGUUAUACCAACUUCAACUGGGGGUAUGCUUAACACUGUGAACACAUAGUUGCUUUAUAAGUUAAGAGUGGGGGUGGGGUUUCAAGGUGGACAAUUGUAUUUUGGGUGCUGGUUGUGGGGGGCUGACUGUCUGAAAAUGCCAUUUUUAGGAGAGCAUAUAUGGUAGGGCUAAUAGACACUACCUUUUUGGAUAAGCUCUCUAUUUAAAUGUAUCUUAGCUGAGAAUGUUUGUUUUGGAUGAUAACUUUUAGUAAUCCCAGUCGUUUACCAGGCUGGGAGUAUUACCGGGGCACUAAACAUUGUAGCCAAUUUUCCAAGUAUUUGAUGUUGGCUCUUGCAGUUUGCUGUUA